AUGACCGUCGAGGUCAUUGAAAAUGUGAUCGUCGCUGCCGUGAAAGAGCACAAGAAAAAGUCCAAGAAGCAUCGCCGCGGGGAGGCGGAAGCAGGCGGUAGUGGUGAUGCGACAGAGGAAGUCCCUAAGGAGAAGAAAAAGAAACGCAAGGUCGAAACCAGUGCAGAGACCGCAGACGCCUCAGAGGAACCCGCGCCAUCUUCAGAGAAUAGCGGGAAGAAGCGCAAGCGGGACGGCGGGGCAGUCGAGGGCAAGAAUGGGAAAAAGAAGCCCAAGCAUGGCACAGAGCCUCUUGCAGAACUGGAGACAGGCACAGCCGAAGCCACGCUGGACGAUGAGCCCAAGAAGAAGUCAAAAAAGGACAAGAAAAAGUCUAGGUCUGCAGAGACCAGUGAAGAGUUCUCUCCCGCUUUCAAGGAUGAAAAAGCAAAGCGCAAGACUGACGACGCUACGUUGGAGAGCGCUGCCUCUUCAUCCCGCGACGCUAUUCCCGCCCCUUCCAAAACUGAAAUCGAUCAGUUCUUGACGGACAACUCUGUCAUUAUCCAUGGAACGACACCGCUCGUCCCCAUAAUCUCUUUCGCUCAGCUAAACGUGCCAGAGGGCCUUCGAGCAGCAUGCGACAAGUUUGAAAAGCCCACUCCCAUUCAGGCUUGUUCAUGGCCGGCCGCGCUUGCCGGGCAAGACGUUGUCGGAAUUGCCGAGACUGGAAGUGGAAAGACUAUGGCCUUCGGUCUCCCUGCCCUGGCGCGCAUGCUCUCAGGCUCGAUAGCACAGCCAUCGAAAGGCGAGAGUACUGUCUCUGCCCUCGUUCUUGCUCCUACCCGCGAACUUGCUAUCCAGACGCACGAUACCUUCGCUGUUCUGGGAGAGCCCUUCGGUAUCGCCAGUGUUGCCAUCUUCGGCGGUGUCGGCAAGAAGGAUCAGGUUGAUGCUCUCCGCAGUAUUAACAAGCAAAAGGGGAAGGGCAAGCAGGCGACGACCCGCACAGUCGUCGGUACGCCCGGGCGCAUUCUUGAUCUCAUAAACGAUGGCGUUUGUGACCUCAGCAAUGUGCAGUACCUCGUUCUUGAUGAAGCGGACCGUAUGCUGGACAAGGGCUUCGAAAAUGAUAUACGCUCCAUCAUUGGACACACCAAGCAGGGCGAAGAGCGUCAGACCCUCAUGUUUAGCGCGACGUGGCCAGACGCCGUCCGUCGUCUUGCUGCGUCAUUCCAGCGAGACCCUGUCCGCGUCACUGUCGGUAGCGACGAUCUUACCGCGAACAGCCGAGUCAGCCAGGUCGUUGAAGUCUUCGACAGCUCCCGUGAGAAAGAUUCACGGCUACUCGGGCACUUGCAUAAGCUUAUCCCGAAGAAGAAGACUGGCCCCGAAGAGACUAGGAUUCUUGUCUUUGCGCUGUACAAAAAAGAAGCUGUCCGCGUCGAGAGCAUGCUCCGCGGCAAAGGCUUUAGCGUAGGCGGUCUGCACGGAGAUCUGUCGCAAAGCGCGCGUAUGGAGGCCCUGCAGAACUUCAAGACGGGCAAGACGGGCCUGCUUGUCGCCACUGAUGUCGCCGCUCGGGGUCUGGAUAUCCCUAAUGUAGCGGCGGUCAUCAACUACACAUUUCCGCUGACGGUCGAGGAUUACGUCCACCGUAUCGGCCGUACAGGUCGUGGUGGCAAGAGUGGCAAGUCUAUCACGUUCUUCACCGGUGACGCCCAUGAGAGAGCCCUCGCCGGUGAACUCGCCAGGGUGCUCCGGGAGAGUGGCUUCGAUACAACGCCUCUUCAGAAAUUCCCUAUGACGAUAAAGAAGAAGACUCAUAGCGUGUACGGUGCUUUCUUCCGUGACGACGUCCCUACUCCUUCGGGUCCGACGAAGAUCACGUUCGACUAG
Phanerochaete carnosa HHB-10118-sp is the source of this 1878-nucleotide messenger RNA. RefSeq lists its product as uncharacterized. The transcript has 7 exons. Gene Ontology annotation, molecular function: RNA helicase activity; RNA binding; ATP binding. NCBI's taxonomy places the organism in Eukaryota, Fungi, Basidiomycota, Agaricomycetes, Polyporales, Phanerochaetaceae. Gene Ontology annotation, cellular component: nucleolus. Gene Ontology annotation, biological process: rRNA processing. The record is from RefSeq and is a predicted model, not a curated record. Bases 1 to 1878 code for a protein of 625 amino acids.